AUGACCCACCUCAACGUAUCCUCCCCUAUCCCCGUCCCCAAGAAGAGACCCGUCGCCGUCGCCUGCCUCUCGAUCGGGGCCGGCUCGAACCCUUACGACCGAAGCGUCUUUGCUAAACCUCACGGCCAGUUGUUCAAGGUCACCGCGAACAGGUGGCUCAGGAAAUCCAACGUUGAAGGUCUCACCAUCACCGUCAAACCGAAGGACGACAAGAAGGAGGACAAGGUGGAGGGCUAUGACUGGAUUCAUAAGCCUUCUCACCCUGGAUCACCCCUAACGCCCGAUGACAAGGAUUAUGGCAUACAUCCGUUGCACUACUUUUUGAGAAGGAUCCCCCUCUCGUCCGCUUACGAUGUCCUCGAACAAGAGCAACAGCCACCGCAGGAUGAGCACAAGACCGAAAAAGAUCGCAUCCGCCGUCACGCCUUAAGGUCGCUCCUCACUCAUAGCUUGCGUCGUCAAAGAUCCGCGGAAGAACAACAAGAGCAAGACCGACCUCAAGACCAUAAAGCCAAGCAACCUGAGAUCAAAGUCGAGGUGCCGGACACCGAAGCUCCUCAGGUUCAACAACCGCCCCGACGACCUCCCCUCAUCCGCGAAUACCGCGCGCCUGAGCAGAUCGAGGAAACCGAGGAGGACAGUUGCUGUGCGCUCGAUCACGGCGUUGAGGGAUUCUGCUGCUGUGACAAGUGCUGUGAGCGCAGAGACAGCGUGGAGAUUCCGGCUACUCCCCGGCCAAACCAGGUCUACUUGCCUCGGUUCAAAGGCCCCAGCAUGUGGCAGGACGAGCUACUCCUCCCUCCACUGUCGAUUAACAAGGCUCUCAUCGAGCGUUCCAUGACCGUCACUCCGACCGUACAACCCCCCGCGGAUGCGUGUUUGAGACGAAAAGUUACCCUCCGAGGCUCUCCCUUGCGUCAAGCUACCGGAGUGUUCGAUCUUCAAGACCUCGAGUACAUCAGUACCAACGACAAUGAGGAGGAGGCCGACUAUGCAAGCGACUCUGAUGUGGACACUGCCAGUAUCACCGCUGUGAACGGGAUCGACCCUAUCGAAAUGCCCAUCCAGCAACGCCGACGUUCCAGCCCGCUCAUGACUCGGGUCCUCAAGCGAGAGUUCCGUAAAGAAGUCAAGGAACUCUUGAGCAAGAAAUCUGCUGCGCAGAAAGAAAAGGAGGAGGCCGAACGGCCUGUGAUGAUGGUACCCAGGAGGAGCAGGGCGGCCAUGGCGCUCAGGCAGCUUGCGAAUAGGGGUUGA
Messenger RNA from Filobasidium floriforme, 1257 nucleotides. RefSeq lists its product as uncharacterized. The coding region runs from base 1 to 1257 and encodes 418 amino acids. The record is from RefSeq and is a predicted model, not a curated record. Lineage: Eukaryota; Fungi; Basidiomycota; Tremellomycetes; Filobasidiales; Filobasidiaceae. The transcript has 2 exons.